Molecule: messenger RNA, 5871 nt
Organism: Uloborus diversus
Lineage: Eukaryota; Metazoa; Arthropoda; Arachnida; Araneae; Uloboridae
Gene: Su(Tpl)
Product: RNA polymerase II elongation factor ELL2-like
Exons: 13
Coding region: 15-1970 (651 amino acids)
Biological process (GO): snRNA transcription by RNA polymerase II; positive regulation of transcription elongation by RNA polymerase II; transcription elongation by RNA polymerase II
Cellular component (GO): transcription elongation factor complex
Molecular function (GO): cis-regulatory region sequence-specific DNA binding
Source: RefSeq, a predicted model, not a curated record
UGAGAAGGUCUAAAAUGGCUGCUCUGUUGGAAGGGCAACAAUAUGGCCUUUCCGCUCAGGACAAAAUUAAUAGUAAUAAAACUUUAGUUUUUGUAAAAUUAACUGAUUCGGCACUUCGUUCAAUAGAAGAGUUUGUGAAAAAAAAGGGAAAUGCAGUUUCUAGGCCAACUAUACAAUUCCAAAACAGCAAUGGGGUGAUCAGAUUACCUCAAAAUGGUUCUUGCCAAAGCUAUGGUUUCACCUUGUCAAAUGUUGAAGCAGAUGGACCAAAGGGUAGCUUCGAAUGCCUUCGACAAACUGGUAACAGGUGUUUAGAAUCAUUAGGUUGCAUGCACAUGAAAAUGCAUAUUCAUGCAACGGAAGACAGCUAUGAAAAAACUAGAGUUAAAAUGGCAGCUGCUGAACAGGAACACAAAAAGUUUUGCACAAAAGAAAUUAAACCAUCUGGUGCUCAUUUAGGUCGAAAAGUUAAAGUCAAACGUCCUGGGCUAAUAGUAUCUCCAAUCAAAAGUAAUAGUCCUCCCACAUCAUCAAUGUUACCAAAAAAUCCAGUCAAAAUUCAGAGCAACGGAACUACUGUUAGCAACAACAGCAAUCCUCCUCUACCCAAAAAACCAGAACCACAAAAAUUUCCUAGAACUAAUAGCACUCCUAAAAGCAAAUUUGCUAAUUCUCCAGAGCUUUUGCGCCAACCUAUAAGAGAUAGGAUAAUCCACAUUCUUGCAAUUAGACCUUACAAAAGACCUGAACUGCUAGUCAGGCUAAUGAGUGAAGGUAUACGUGAUAAAGACAAGAAAGGGAUCACUGCCAUGUUAAGCCAGUGUGGUACCCUGAAAGGCAAUGUAUAUACUCUAGCAAACUAUUUAUGGAAUGAAGUUCAAGACAAUUGGAAGUUUUGCACGCAGGAAGAAGCAGAGAUUAUUCGCAAGAGGAAACAGCAGUUUCUAAACUCGAAUGAAAACGGAAGCACGUCUCCGAAUGCAGUACCUAGUACCUCACCCGCUCAGAAAAGAGUUUCCUCUGAACUGAGUUCUUCCAUUCAAGAGCCUCGUAGCAAGAAGCAGCGAAUCUCUCACUACACUCGCCCAGAGAACCCCAAGAACGAGUCUCCAGAAUACAGUGCCAGUGACAAAUCCCGGACUCCACCUACGACGAAGGAAGAGAAUGGGCGGACCACCCCCAUCCAUUCCUCGGGUCUAAGUCAGGGAACCAUUCCCGAAAAGUCUUUCCAGAAGGGGCAGAACGGCGGUUCCUACCCUAAAAGUUAUGUAAAUAGUUCUUCCGGCAAGCCCCAGAGUCAACCCCCACUAAGUCAUCCACGAUCUGCGGACUUGUGCAACGAGCCCAAAGCGCAUGUGUCACCGGAUUCCAACACCUACUUCCAGGACAAGGAGUCCAAGAAAGACACCCGUGCAAAAACUGUGAGCAAUGGCUAUGUUAACGGUGAUAGUAUUAACAAACAUAAUCAUAAUAAAAAAUCUCCAUACACGAAAGUGACUUCCACUACCAACGGAUCUUGCAGCACGUCGCCCCACUCCAGUUCCGACAGCAGGGAUAGCAUGGAUUGCAAUGGUUCUGUUCUGCAAGCUUCUUCACCUACUACUGAAAUCUCAUCUGAAUUUGAUUGUCCUUCCUAUUUAAAAGAGUACAGAACAAUAGAUUCAAGUGAGCAGAGACGAAGAUAUAAACAAGAUUUUGAUUCAGAAUAUACGGAAUACCUAAGGUUGCAUAACAAAAUUGAGGAAACAUCACGGACCUUUGCUAAAUUAGAACAUAUUUUACAUUCUACGGAAGAAGGCUCGGAGCAAUUUAAAAACGUAAUCUUAAACAUUUACAAGGUAUACAGGUCUUACCAGGAAGAUCCCAGCUAUGUCAAUUCUCUAAAAAAAUUCAACUUUUUACAUAGCAAACUAUCACAUAUCAAAAGGUUAGUAAUGGAAUACGACGGUACUCAGUGUGUUCAGUCAUAGCGAUUGCCCAGUCUUAGAUUUUUUAGAAACCUGUCGAUCUUGGAUGCUGGAAUUAAUUCUUGAUGGAAUCCAAUGUCUGGAAACACAAGACUGGUUUCUGCUAUGCUUUGUUAACAGUAUUUUUAUGUGAAAAAGUAAAGGCUGACAAAAGCUAUGAAUUAUUUAUUUUAUGAUAUAUUAUCAUGCAUAAGAUUUCAAGGUUUAAAAUUAUUACUGGUUGUGAUCUUCAGUUAUCCUUAUUUUAUUGCUGUUUCCCUUAUCCGAUUUAUUCCAAAUGUACCGUCUUGUAUUUUUGAAGAGUCAAAUAGUACUAAUUAGUAUACGUUCAGACUUAAUUUUUCAAAGUUGUGAAUCUUAUAUUAUUGUGAAAAUAAUGAUUGUCUUUCUGAAUAUUUUAAAAUUAUGUCAAGGUUUUCUGAUACCAUUAGCCUUCUACUUAAAACUCUUCAACAAACAAUAUUUGUGCCAAAGAUCUGCAAGUUUUGAUUUAUCUAUUUGAUAUGGAUAAUAUUAAAAACAUCUUUUAAAAAAUUUAUUUUGAAGUUUAACAGUUCCAAGGUCUGUCAUUCCUUACUGACGCUUUUAAUGUCUUCCAACAAAGAAGUUUACAUAUUUAUAUUCUGAUUUGUAAUUUAAGUUAUGUUAAAUAUAGACUUUCUUUCUUUUAAUCUGGGGUCAUUUCCCUAAAUAUUUGUAAAAUGUAUGCACUUCACUGGAAUUUUGUAAAUGUUAAUUCAAUAUGUUUAGCUCAUUGUUAAAUUUAGUGUGUUUAAAUAUCCUUUAACCAAAUAUUCAUUACAAAAUCUACAAGAAAAAUUAUAAUGAUCUAAUUAAUUAGAUGGUUUUUUACUGAAAUAGAGAGAGUGAUCUUAAGCUUGCCUUGUCUUAAGUCAUAUCAAGAAAUUCGGACUGUAAUUUGAGCCAUCUAUUUCUUAGUCACUUAUUUUACAUUCUAAUAAUAUUUAUUAGUUUCUUCAUGAAAAUAUUUUGCUGGUGUUAAUCCCCCCCCCCCUUUAACCUCUUGCUAUUUAUUAACAAACACAGUUUUUAUGCAAAAUUGUGUGUUUUUUGAAAAUUGCUGCAACUUUGAUAAAAAAAAUUAUAAGUGUUGCUAAUACUAAAUGAAGUUAUGAUGUAACGAGGACCGCACAUCAUUAUAUUAUUACUAUCACUUUAUGCUAAGUCAUGCAAUAAAUGAAAGCAUUAAAAAAUCAGUGUUUUACAUAAUUGAUCAUAAACCAUGAGACACUGACUACGUUAGAAUACAUUACCGAUUGUAGCUUACUCUUUGGCCUGUCUAGGUUUAAAAUAUGUAUCUAUAUGAGUUAUACUAGUCUUUCAUGCAAAAUAAAUGAAUAUUUAAUAGUCUAUUUUCAUAUAUUGAUAUCAAUUGCUUAAAAUCUCAAAAAGAAGGGGUCAAAAAAAAAAUUUUUUUUUAUGUAGCAUUUGUUACUUAUUUUUUUCUUUUGUGUAUAAAAAUUAUUUAAUUAUAUCCUUUGUUUGAUAUUAUUUACAAAAUUUUGGUUCAUUUCAAAACUAGCUUUUUAUCACUCGGCCAUUUGCCAUAAGACAGAUAUUUUUAAUUGGCAAUAUAAUCUGUAUCAUUGAAAUGAAUCAAUUAUCUUUAACAGUGUCAUCACGGUUUCUGAACGAUCAUGAAUGUGAAAUUUUGUCUAAAUUUGGUUUUUAAAUUCUUUGCUAUAAGCAAUUAUAACUCCCCAUUUUCACAAAAUACUAUUUAGAAAUUGAGUUUUGAGAUAACAGCAAGCAAGAUAACUCUUCAAUCAGAAAGGCUUAAAUUUCUGUCAAAUUUACUAUAAAUAUUCUUUUCUUAGGUCCUACAUUUCAUUUUCAAUUUAUUUUUUGUAGCAAGACAUUGCUAUCGCUCUUUAUCUGCGUUUUUUUGAAUUGAUAAAAUAAUUUUAAAAUAAAUUUUUAAUCAAUGCUUUCCUUGAGUAUAAUUAUGUAAAAAAGUGAUAGAAUUGGGUUGUACAGAAAACAAUUGAUAUUAGGUGGAAAAAAGUAUGAAAUAUGUCCGUCUCUCUCUUUUCUUAUUUGAUUAUCUCUCCAAAUUUGGGGAUUAUAUUUUCUUUUUUUUUUCCUCCGAAGAAGUGCGGAAAUCAAAUUCAGUUGUGGAAUUUGCACAUUGGAAAUUUAUUCUGGAAUAGCUAAUUCUCUGCAAGUAUAGCUAAAAUCCAGUUGUAAAUUUGUGCCAAGAACAAAGGAUUUUAGUCAUUAGUCAUAAUGCUUUUAUAAAAUAACUCUUUAAGCCAAAGUAUUUGAAUCACUCGGGUGUCUACAGGUUGUGAAAUUAUGGAAGAAGUCAAACUAGAAUUAUUGCCGUAAAGAAAAUUGGUUAAAUUUUAAGAUAAAGGUAGGUUAAAUUUUAAGAUAAAGAUGUGUACAUGAGAAAUUGAUGGAAAAAAAUAUACAUUUUUUAAAUAACUUGAUGUACAAAAACAGCAUUAUGUUAAAUAUAGAAUAAUUAAAUCAACAAGAACAAUAAACUAUAAAUUAAACUGAAUCGGCUGGUGCUGGAAUUCUCAUAAAAAUAAGAGUAAACACUAAAACUUCAUUUGCAAAAAAAAUAAACUAAAUUUUUAUGUCUAGUGCAUUGUCUAUACUUCAGUUACAUGGGACAUUCUCACAGAAACUCUUAUUUUCAUGUCCUUGUUAUAAUUUACAAAUGUUUUGACUCAUGCAUACUUUUAGGAGUUUAAAUACUUUUCAGUAUAGAGUUUAACGAGAUCACAUUAAAAGUAAAAUUUCUAUAUUUUAUCUUAAAUGUCUUUAAUGUAAGUCUAAAAUACCCAAAUGUCAUUUCCCCACCUGUCCCCACUGUUAGUAAAAAAUAAGAAAAAAAUUUUCUAAGCAAACAAAGAAUAAGUUCACAUUUUUGUGUUUUUUAUUUCAAAAUACUGAAUAAUUUAAGUAAAAAAAAAAACAUUUAAGAUUAAAUUUUCACCAAGAAUUAGUUUAUGUAAUUAUUUUUAAGUUUACCCCCAGGGGGGGGGGCAAUUAGUGUCAUUCCCUCACAGCAGUAAAUUUCUUUCCCAGAAUCCCAACGAAAUAAUUUUUUUUACGAAUAAGUGUAGUAAUUCACAGCUGGUAACCCAGAAAAAUAUUGCAGCAUAUUUGCAUCUUUAAUUUAUCAGAAAUGUUAUUUUUUAUUUAUUUUUUUAUUUAUUUAUUUUUUUGGAAUCUAUAUUGAAAGCAUAAAACCAGAUAAGGUUUUUUGCAUCUGUUUUUAUAGAAAAAUAAAGUAAAAUAAUGGAUAAAAAUUGAAUAAUCAUAACUUAUUUCCUCAUUUGAGACUAUUUGUAUGCCAGAUAUCGGUUAAGCAUAAGUACUAUAAUCCAAUUUUAAUGAAUUUGUCAUUCCCUGACUGAGGGUAUAAUGCCAUUCAAAAAAUAUUUUCGUUUAACAAGACCAAUGUUUUUUUCUAUUAACUCCAAACAUAUAUCUAUCUCUGUAAAAGGUUUGAUCUGAUUCUACCCACUUUAUUUUUCUGAACUUAACUUAAUAAGCUCCAAACGACUGUUGAUAUUCAAACGACCCAUAUGUUGAUAUAGAUUUUUUUUUUUUGUGCUAAAAGUAGCUUUCGCUUGAGUCUGGGAAGUUUUAAAAGAUGUAUUUAAGUCUGUGUAAAAUUGAAGUUAAAAGCAAAAAAAGAAAAAAUAUAUGAAAUCUUAAUUUUUUAAGAAAUAACCUCCAUUGCACAGAAGGCAAUUCAAGCAUUUGUAUUAGUACUAAUUGUAUCGGCAAUAAAAAUUCGCAUAUUAAAUUUUCACACCUGUUGACACCCUUAUUAUAUUCAUUCGACAUCACCAUUGAUACAAACAGCUUUGCCCUUGUGAUAGCUCUGCUGGAUCAGUAGUGGUGUCGAAUGGUUGCUUAUGUA